CGAGAUGACGUGGGGAGGCAGCGGUUCAAACUCUUUGCAUUUUACAGUUUACAGGAUAGAAAUCAAGGGUUGCGAACAGCUAUCAAGAUCAGUGAUGCUUCUGAGAGUGAAAUAAAACAGCAAGACGCCUAAAAAGUACAUACAACCUACAUAUCAGCAUCACACACACACACACACACACACCCUCUCUCUGUCUCUCGCGCGCACCAUCAUCUCUCUCUCUCUCUCACACACACACACUCGCCAUCUCACUCGUCACACCCGCUCCUCGGAACCGCUGCUCACCGAUUCUCACCGAACCGUAGCAUCCGAACAGCUCCAGCAUGUCCUCGGAAGGAUUGGGCGAGACUUUGGUGAUUCGCUUCGGGCUGAUAAACGCCGGAAACAAAUAUCUGACAGCGGAGACGUUCGGUUUCAAAAUCAACGCCUCGGCGAGCUCCAUGAAGAAAAAGCAGGUGUGGACCCUGGAGCAGUCCGGUGACCACGGAGACUCCAAUGCCGUGUUCAUCAAAAGCCACCUGGGUCGCUACCUCGCCACCGACAAGGACGGCAACGUGACGGCGGACAGCGAGCAGCCCGGCCCGGACUGUCGGUUCCUCGUGAUCGCCCACGACGACGGCCGGUGGUCCCUGCAGUCCGAGACCCACUCGCGCUACCUGGGCGGGUCCGAGGACCGGAUCGCGUGCUUUGCGCAAAGCAUCUCGCCUGCGGAGAAAUGGAACGUGCACCUGGCCGUCCAUCCUCAGGUGAAUGUGUACAGCAUCGCGCGCAAGCGGUACGCGCACUUGUGCACCGGGAGGAACGAGCUCGCCGUGGACCGCGAUGUGCCGUGGGGCGUGGACUCGCUGCUCACGCUCGUCUACCUGGAUCACCGGUAUCACCUACAGACCGCCGACAACCGGUUCCUCACGUGCAGCGGUGACCUGACGACCAAAGCGGGCACGGGCACCGGGUUCACGCUGGAAUUCCGCGCGGGGAAGGUGGCUUUCCGGGACGCCACGGGCAAAUACAUCGCGCCCACGGGCCCCACCGGGACCAUGAAGUCUGGCAAGAGCGCGCGCGUCGGCAAAGAUGAGCUGUUUGUCCUCGAGCAAAGUCACGGGCAAGUGGUGCUUACCGCCAGCAACGAGAGAAACAUCUCCAUGCGCCAGGGGGUUGAUUUAUCAGCCAAUCAGGAUGAGGAGUCUGAUCAGGAGGUGUUUCAGAUGGAGAUGGACUGGGAGACAAAGCGCUGUGCUUUCCGAUCUUGCAAUGGGAAGUACUGGAGUCUCACCCUAAGUGGAGCGAUCCAGUGCUCUGCCUCCACUAAAUCCCCCAGUUGUUUCUUUGACCUUGAGUGGAAAGGGUCAAAAGUCGCACUGAAGGCUAGUAAUGGUAAAUACUUGGCAGCCAAAAAGAACGGACAGCUGGCGGCUUCUGUGGACUCUGCAGGUGAGCAGGAGGAGUUUGUGUUGAAGCUCAUCAACAGGCCAUUGAUAGUGCUGCGUGGGGAACACGGCUUUAUUGGUUGCCGCAAACAAGGAACUGGAACACUGGAUUCCAACCGCUCAUCCUAUGAUGUCUUCCAGUUAGAGUACAACAACAAUGCUUACAGUCUCAGAGACUCAGUGGGGAAGUAUUGGACGGUGGAGGCAGAUGGCUCUGUGAUCAGCAGUAGUGACACACCUGUCUAUUUCCACUUUGAGUUCUGUGAUUAUAAUAAAGUGGCCAUUAAGACAAAGGAGGGCAAGUAUCUUAAGGGAGACCAUGCUGGGGUGCUCAAAGCCAGUGGUCAGGGCAUUGCUGAUGCAACAUUGUGGGAAUACUGAGAAACAUUCAGCAGUCUACACACACAAACUAACAUGUGUGUUCUCUAAACCUAUACUUAAACAUAACACAUUCUCUACAGCAUAAGCACAUGAUAACAUACAGUCCAUAUCACACAACAUACAAAAAUAUCUCAACAUAAUCGAAUGGAUCAAGGCACAAAAACACAUUUGAAUGUAUAAGUAUAAACAAAUGCACAAAUGAUCACAAUGCGCAAAUUAUUUUAAUCUUUAAAUUAAAUUAAAUAGUUCAGACGAAGUUAAAAAAUGCAUUGGACCCUUUUGAUUUUCAUUUUAUAAAGUCAAUGGGAGCCAAAACUGGUUAGUUAUCAGCAUUCUACAAAAUAUCUUCUUUUGUGUUCAGCAGGAGAAAGAAAGGGAUACAGGUUUGGAACAAAAUAAAUGAUGACAGAAUUUUCAUUUUGGGCUGAAGUGCCCCUUUAAGAAGCACAAGUUGAAGGUGCACUGAUAAAAUGUUUUUAAUAACUGGAUAAGUGUUACACAAACUGUUGAUGUUCUUUGCUCAAACUCAAGAUAGCAUUAACACUUUACAAUAAGCUUUCAUUAGUUAACAUAUAGUUAACAUGAACUACAACACUUCUACAGUAUUUAUUCAUCUUAGUUAAGGUUAAUUUGAACACUUACCAAUACAUUUUUGAAAUCAUUAGUUAAUGCACUGUGAGCUAACAAACAAACAGUUUAACAUUAACAUUGACUAAUAAAUGUUAUAUAAACAUUAUUUCAUGUUAUUUAAUAUAUCAACUAAUGUUAAUAAAUGUGACUUUAUGUAAAGUGCUACCAAGAUAUCUGAUCAAUGGGGUUAUGAAUCUUGCAAAAAAGCAUUAACCAAUUUUAUGCACAUCAUGUAGGCUCAUUCAAGUAACUGUCAUUCCCUCUAAAUGCUUUCAUGGCCUUAUUUUGCUUCUUAUAAUAUCUGUUUCAAUGAAAUUUAGAAUCUAAAUGUGGUAUUACAUAAUGGUCAAUAAUUUGCAUAUGCAAACUGGGCAUACAGCCGUGUCUCAUAAGACGAGCCUUCGGCCAUAGGGUUUGUUUCUGCUCCCAAAAACAUUUUUAGACUGAACUGGCUUCUGUAAUGAGGCCAGGUUUUAAAUAGCGGCUCAGAAAACCUGGAGAAAUAGGCUUGUUCACAUCAGAGAGAUUCAGAUAUCCUUACACUCACAUACACAGGCACACAAAGUCAUUUAUUUGAAGUCAGAUUGUUUCUUGUGGUGUUUAUGGACAUUUUGGGUUACAUGACUUAUAUUCAGCAUUAUUCUGACUAUACUGGAACAUCAGUGUUUUUUAUGUAACUCUAGCUUAUUGGUGAUAACAUGUUGAUUUGCACUUUUUCGGCUAAAGCUUUUUCAUGUGAAUGUGUUGAAAGAAAAAGACAAAGUGUUUGUGCCUUCCUUAGUGGGAUAAGAUCUCCUAAGGUGUGAAAAUGCAUUUUUUUUCUUUUUCUUUUAUUCUCAUUAUGUGCCAUUUGCAACUAGACAUGACAAUGAAAUAAACAGACAAUGUCAUAAAGUAAA
Molecule: messenger RNA, 3337 nt
Organism: Carassius auratus (goldfish)
Lineage: Eukaryota; Metazoa; Chordata; Actinopteri; Cypriniformes; Cyprinidae
Gene: fscn1b
Product: fascin actin-bundling protein 1b
Exons: 5
Coding region: 324-1808 (494 amino acids)
Biological process (GO): cell migration; actin filament bundle assembly; establishment or maintenance of cell polarity
Cellular component (GO): microvillus; actin cytoskeleton; cell projection membrane
Molecular function (GO): actin filament binding; protein-macromolecule adaptor activity
Source: RefSeq, a predicted model, not a curated record